Molecule: messenger RNA, 1298 nt
Organism: Onychomys torridus (southern grasshopper mouse)
Lineage: Eukaryota; Metazoa; Chordata; Mammalia; Rodentia; Cricetidae
Gene: Klk11
Product: kallikrein related peptidase 11
Exons: 6
Coding region: 142-981 (279 amino acids)
Biological process (GO): proteolysis
Molecular function (GO): serine-type endopeptidase activity
Source: RefSeq, a predicted model, not a curated record
GUUGGCUGCCGGCAGAGCCUGGGCCUACUCCGCCUUGUCCCACAUCUGGUUAGGGGAGAGAGGAGAGGAAGGCCCGGGGAAGGAAGAUCUGAAUGAAAACAUAAGCUGGGAGAAGAGAGGCUUCGAACCUGGGGCUAUCCGAUGAGGAGGCCCAGGAGGCUGAAGAGUGACUGGAAAUUAUCUACAGUACCCAGGGAACCUGGAGCCCGUCCUGCUCUCCUCCAGGCCAUGAUGAUUCUGCGACUCAUCGCACUUGCUCUGGUGACAGGGCACGUAGGGGGAGAGACAAGGAUCAUCAAGGGUUACGAGUGCGCCCCUCAUUCCCAGCCGUGGCAGGUGGCCCUCUUUCAGAAGACACGACUUCUCUGUGGGGCAACCCUCAUCGCCCCCAAAUGGCUCCUGACUGCAGCCCACUGCCGCAAGCCCCGUUACGUGAUCCUCCUUGGGGAGCACAAUCUGGAGAAGACAGAUGGCUAUGAGCAGAAGCGGAUGGCCACUGAGUCCUUCCCCCACCCUGGUUUCAACAACAGCCUCCCCAACAAAGACCACCGGAAUGACAUCAUGCUGGUGAAGAUGUCCUCUCCCGCCAUCAUUACCCGAGCUGUGCGCCCACUCACCCUGUCCUCACGCUGCGUCACUGCGGGCACCAGCUGCCUCAUUUCCGGAUGGGGCACUACGUCCAGCCCCCAGUUGCGCCUGCCUCAUUCCUUGCGGUGUGCCAAUGUCUCCAUCAUCGAACACAAGGAGUGUGAGAGCGCCUACCCAGGCAACAUCACAGAAACCAUGCUGUGUGCCAGUGUUCGGAAAGAGGGCAAGGACUCCUGCCAGGGUGACUCUGGAGGCCCUCUGGUCUGUAACAGAUCUCUACAAGGCAUCAUCUCCUGGGGUCAGGACCCAUGUGCGGUCACCAGAAAACCUGGUGUCUAUACAAAAGUCUGCAAAUAUAUUGACUGGAUCUACGAGAUUAUGAGAAACAACUAGAGGGGAUGUGCUUGUCAGCACCCAACCCCUCCAACCUCUUCUUAAUGCUUUGACUUCUGUUCAUUCUCCCCUAAGAGUCCUUCAGCUGAGACCCUUGCAUGCACUCUCUCCAACCCACCAUGGAUAUAGUAUAGGGGAUGCUCUGACCUAAUGAUCAACUUGGGGUGUAGAAUGAAUCCUGGCUUGACCUGAGUUGUGACUCUGGACAUGAUCAUCACUGGCUUUGUUUGGUUUGGUUUUUGUUGUUUUGUCUCUGGCCCUGAAGGCAGUCUGUGGCAUAUUCUGGGGUUUCAAUAAAUAUUUGUUAAAUGAUAAAA